AUGGGCCUCAAAGGUGUAGGGAAACCGCCUCCAGGCGUUAUGGGUGAUGAGAAGACCAAGAACAAGCUCCGGCGCAAGAUGAACCAUGUGAAGCGCAAGCGUGCUAAGGACGCUGCGCGCCGAGAAGAGCGCUAUGCUUUCAAGAAGGAAGAAGCCAAGAAUCCCAAGCUCAAGGAGGAGCGUCUCAAGCGCAACAUUCCUCUGACCCUCGAACGAAAGCGAAUCUGGAACGAAGCCGACAACGACACCGAAGAAACUGGCCUCGGAUUGAGCGUUGACGUUGAGCGCAUCAAGCGCGCCAAGAAGGAAGAAGAAGACGAACUCAAUCGGCCAUUCGAAGAGGGUGAGGAUGACAGCGAGGCUCCCGAAUCAGACAACGAGUCGGUAGACAGUAUGCUUGCCUCAGACGACGAAGACGAGGAUGAAGAAAAGGACGGCGAACAAAAAGAGAGCCGCAUGAAGAACUCUCUCCCAACCGCCACAGAGCGUGCCACAGAGCCUACCCAGUCCACACGCAGCACAAAUCUGAGCCUCGCUCCUGAAGCACUGGCCGCCAAAUUCCCUACGCUCUUCACUGAGGGCCCGCCGCCCACCCCCAAAAUCCUCAUCACCACCGCUAUCAACUCCAAUCUCCACAACGAAGCCGAGAUCUUGACCGAUCUAUUCCCGAACAGCGUUUAUAUUCGUCGCACAGCGCACAGAUACUCGCACAAGUUCUCCAUCCGUGAGAUCUCCAAAUUUGCUACAAACCGCAACUUCACAACGGUGGUCGUGUUGCAAGAAGACCAGAAGAAGCCUAGUGGUCUGACGAUGGUUCACCUGCCAGUCGGCCCAACCUUCCAUUUCAGCAUCAGUAACUGGGUUGAGGGAAAGCGACUUCCUGGUCACGGCCGCGCCACCGAGCACUGGCCCGAGCUGAUCCUCAACAACUUCCGUACUCCUCUUGGUCUCCUCACCGCGCAUUUGUUCCGUGCUCUUUUCCCGCCUCAGCCAGAGUUCGAGGGCAGACAAGUCGUCACCCUGCACAACCAGCGUGAUUACAUCUUCGUCCGUCGUCACCGCUACGUUUUCCGUGAAAAGCGUGAGACCGAGAAGGCUGUUGUUGGUGCUGAUGGCAAGGAAAUGGAGGGUGCCCAGGGUAUCCGUACAGGUUUGCAGGAGCUGGGACCCCGGUUCACCUUGAAGCUGCGCCGUGUUGACAAGGGCAUCCAGCGUGCCAGUGGACAAGAGUGGGAGUGGAAGGGUGGAAUGGAGAAGCAGAGAACUUUGUUCCAGCUGUAA
Penicillium antarcticum is the source of this 1281-nucleotide messenger RNA. RefSeq names its product rRNA-binding ribosome biosynthesis protein RPF1. Gene Ontology annotation, molecular function: rRNA primary transcript binding. Gene Ontology annotation, cellular component: nucleolus; preribosome, large subunit precursor. The coding region runs from base 1 to 1281 and encodes 426 amino acids. Lineage: Eukaryota; Fungi; Ascomycota; Eurotiomycetes; Eurotiales; Aspergillaceae. The transcript has a single exon. Gene Ontology annotation, biological process: maturation of LSU-rRNA; maturation of 5.8S rRNA. The record is from RefSeq and is a predicted model, not a curated record.